GGCUGGAUGAGGCGCUGAAGUGAGCAGCUGCCGCGGAAUGUGAGGAAUCCGAGCGUCCGUCCGCCAGCCCCGCCGCCCGCCCUCCCUCCGUCGCUCCCUGCCGUUGGCUGCUCGUCUCUCCUCUGCCCGCACAUCCAGCGAACGGACGGCGGCCGCCUGUCUCCGCAGCUCCUCGCCUCCCUCCCCGUGGAAGACGGUUGAUCAAGGAAAAGAAAAUGUCUCAAGCUGAGAAGAUGAAGCAGGGCCAGUUUACCAACCCAGAGACUCCAGGUUAUGUUGGAUUUGCCAAUCUGCCAAACCAGGUUCACCGCAAGUCGGUCAAGAAAGGGUUUGAGUUCACCCUCAUGGUUGUGGGUGAAUCUGGACUCGGGAAAUCCACCCUGAUCAACAGCCUCUUCCUCACAGACCUUUACCCCGAGAGAGUCAUCCCUGGAGCUGCAGAGAAGAUAGAAAGGACGGUGCAAAUCGAGGCGUCGACGGUGGAGAUCGAGGAGAGAGGAGUGAAGCUCCGUUUGACGGUGGUGGACACACCAGGAUAUGGAGAUGCCAUCAACAGCCAGGACUGUUUCAGCACCAUCAUCAGUUACAUCGAUGACCAGUUCGAGCGUUAUCUCCACGAUGAAAGCGGCCUGAAUCGCAGACACAUCGUUGACAACAGAGUUCACUGCUGCUUCUACUUCAUUUCCCCUCUCGGCCACGGCCUGAAACCUCUAGACGUCCAGUUCAUGAAGGCCAUUCAUAACAAGGUGAACGUGGUUCCGGUCAUUGCUAAGGCCGACACCCUCACCCUCAGAGAGCGGGAGAGGCUGAAGCGCCGGAUUCUGGAUGAGAUUGAUGAGCACGGGAUCAAGAUCUAUCACCUUCCUGAUGCUGAGUCAGAUGAAGAUGAAGACUUCAAAGAGCAGACCAGGAUCCUCAAGGCUAGCAUCCCCUUCGCAGUGGUUGGUUCCAACCAGCAGAUUGAGGCCAAAGGCAAGAAGGUGAGGGGCCGCCUGUACCCGUGGGGGGUGGUGGAGGUGGAGAACCCCGAGCACAACGACUUCCUCAAGCUUCGAACCAUGCUGAUAACCCACAUGCAGGACCUGCAGGAGGUGACCCAGGACCUGCACUAUGAGAACUUCCGCUCAGACCGCCUCAAGCGGGGUGGCAGGUUGUCCUCCCAUGGUUAUGUUCUGCCUCUGUCUCCUGCAAAGGCACCAGAGCCGGAGGAGAUGGACAAGGACAUGAUCCUCCAGGAGAAGGAGGCUGAGCUGAGGAGAAUGCAGGAGAUGAUUGCGAAGAUGCAGGCUCAGAUGCAGAAGACGGGAGAUGAAUGAGACGCUGGGCGUGGGCCGUCCUCGUGUCUGUUCUCUGGGCAGGUGGCGUGCUGCUGAUGGACGCUGCUGACCUUCUCAGCUCAUCCCUCUUGUUUGAAGUUAUUUUUUUACAUAGUUACUUCCUUUCAAACAGUAUUAUAUUUCUGUAGCGGCAUAUCAGCCCUGUUUUUUUUUUUUUUAUUAAACCUUUCCACACCGCAUGAGACCCACUUAUGAAAAUGAAUCGUUUACUGGGAAAUUCUGAAACCUUUAUUGUUGUAAAAAGCAUUGGGAGAAUCAGUUACCAAACCCAUUCCUCACAGAUCUGUUUGUAGUUCCUCUGAGUAGCUCCUGAUCUGCUCUGUAGCCCGUUUUCCUGGAUGAACCAGCAGACGUGGAGAUGGCUGCGCUCCGGUUCCUCCUCCUUCCUUGCAUUCAUUAGUGCCAUUUCCAGACCAGUGUUCAGAUGUGAAACUGCCUUCCUAAAACCCCUCGGUUGACGGGGAGACCGGCGAGGACCAAUCCCCGUGGGGUUCUGGCACCCCGACUCCUCCUCAGCAUGACGCCUGCUGCAGCGCCGUGAGCCUGAAAUGAUUCCAGCUGCUGUUUUCACCACCAAACGUUUCCCUCACCAGCCCAGACGCCACUUCCUGACAGACGUUUUUAUCCAACAUUUAAGUAUCAAAUGUUCUUGGUGCAUUUAUUACAAUACAAAUGUUUUAUUAAACUUGAUCCUGA
Oryzias melastigma (Indian medaka) is the source of this 2033-nucleotide messenger RNA. It is a transcript of the gene septin2, whose product is annotated as septin 2. The record is from RefSeq and is a predicted model, not a curated record. Lineage: Eukaryota; Metazoa; Chordata; Actinopteri; Beloniformes; Adrianichthyidae. Gene Ontology annotation, biological process: cell division; regulation of exocytosis; cytoskeleton-dependent cytokinesis. Bases 216 to 1316 code for a protein of 366 amino acids. Gene Ontology annotation, cellular component: synaptic vesicle; cell division site; septin complex. Gene Ontology annotation, molecular function: GTPase activity; GTP binding; molecular adaptor activity. The transcript is spliced from 13 exons.